Esox lucius (northern pike) is the source of this 4711-nucleotide messenger RNA. RefSeq names its product zinc finger protein 436-like. Lineage: Eukaryota; Metazoa; Chordata; Actinopteri; Esociformes; Esocidae. Gene Ontology annotation, biological process: regulation of transcription by RNA polymerase II. The record is from RefSeq and is a predicted model, not a curated record. Bases 1 to 1776 code for a protein of 591 amino acids. The transcript has 6 exons. Gene Ontology annotation, molecular function: DNA-binding transcription factor activity, RNA polymerase II-specific; RNA polymerase II cis-regulatory region sequence-specific DNA binding.
AUGCCAGAGCACUGUGCAGCAUAUUCCUGCUCAAAUCGGAGGACCAUCGAAAGCAGGGCUCGGGGGAUUACUUUUCACAAGUUUCCCAAGGAUAAAGAUAUGAGGAAGAAGUGGGAAGUAGCUUUGAGGAGAGAAGGAUUCACUGCAAGUGUGUCAUCAGUGCUUUGCUGUCAACAUUUUAAGCAGGGCGAUUUUGAUAGGACGGGUCAGAUUGUCCGACUCCGAGAUGGUGUUAUUCCAUCCAUCUUCAGCUUCCCGGUUCACCUCCAAAGAUUUCUAAAGGGCAGGGCUACGUCUACCUCCAGAAGAGCUGAAGAAAGCCUCUCCGUGGCCUCUCAGGAUUCCCAAGAAACGGCAACCUCAAACCCACAACCUCAGCCGAAUGAUGCUGCCAUGUCUGAGCACAAGUCCCAGGGUUCUGGUGGUGGUAUUCCAGGCCAGAGAAGCUCACAGGGGGGUCCAGAGAUGGUUACAGUGAAGCUGGAGGACUGCGGUCAACCACUGGUGCUAAAUGUGAUCGUCAAAGAGGAAGAGGAGGAGAGAGGACUCUGGGAAGAGAGAGAAAUUAACAAGGAGAUUAAAGAGGAGGUGGAGGAGGGGACAGUCAAGGAGGAGAUGGAGGACAUAGCCCUCGAAGAACAAAAGCAGGACACCAGGGAAGAGGAGGAAUUAGUAGAUGGAAAUACUGACACAGGAGAGAGCUUCAGAUCUGGUUCAGACAAUGAGCCCAAUUCCACAGCAUCAACAAACCAUCAAAAACAGACAGCGAUCUCAAGACAGAAACAUCACCACUGCAUGGACUGUUUCACUAGUUUCUAUCGGUCAGAGGAGUUGAGAAGCCACACUUGUAGGCCCCACCCAUGUUUAGAAUGUAGAGGAACCGUCAUUUGUCCAACUCACCUCAACUCAAAACAGACUCAAAACAGAAAGAACACACACCUCUGUGGUCAAUGUGGGAAGUUAUUUCAGACACCAAGUAAACUCAAAACACACCAACGAAGUCACACAGGAGAGAGGCCGUACAUCUGCGCUGUUUGUGGCAAGGGUUUCAGUCAGUCGAACCAACUAAAGACACACCAGAGAACUCACACAGGAGAGAGGCCAUAUACCUGCUCUGUUUGUGGGAAGAGUUUCAGUCAGUCGAAUGAACUACAAACACACCAGAGAACUCACACAGGAGAAAAGCCUUACAACUGCUCUGAGUGUGAUAAGAGUUUCAGUCAGUUGUCAACUCUGAAAAAACACCAGCUAACUCACACAGGAGAGAAGCCUUACCAAUGUUCUCAGUGUGGCAAGAGUUUUAGCAGGUUACAUCAACUGAAGGCACACCAGAUAACUCACACAGGAGAGAAGCCUUACCGGUGCCCUCAAUGUGGGAAGUGUUUCACUAGGUUAUAUCUACUAAAGGCACACCAGAUAACGCAUACAGAAGAGAAACCUUACCCCUGCCAUGAAUGUGGGGAUGGCUUUGCCAGUUUAUAUUUCCUGAAGAAACACCAGAUAACUCAUGCAGGAGAAAAGCCUUACCACUGUUCCCAGUGUGGGAAGAAUUUUAUUCAGUCAUCAACUCUCAAGACGCACCAGGUAACUCACACAGGUAAGAAGUCAUUCCAGUGCGCCCAGUGUGGGAAGUGCUUUGGUCAUUCAUCAACUCUGAAAACACACCAGUUAACUCAUACAGGAGAAAAGCCUCACUGCUGCACUCAGUGUAGGAAGAGUUUCACUCGGUCAUCAGCUUUGAAGAAACAUCAGAGAACACAUGCAGAAGAAAUUUGAAGACACACCAGCUUUGAAGACACACCAGCUUACUCACACAGAAGAGAAGCCUAUCCACUGCUCCUAAUGUGGGGACAGUCAGUAGGUCAUCAAGUAUCACAGCCAUUGACAUAGGACAGAGUUUAGUUGCUUUCAAAGAAAGUGAACUUCAAACCACAGAAGUAAAGAACGUUAUGAAAUGAAAGCUAUUGACAAAUCCCACCCAUUGUGCUUCAGAAGAGCCAGGGUUCUUUUUUAACCUUUCCAGUACCUGUCUGACUUGAUCAUUUAUCUGACUUGUUAGACUGCCACAACCCUGGAAACAUGUUAUUUACCUUGAGUGUUAUGUGAUGAACCCUGGACAUAUGGUAAUAAAUUGCUAAUCCAAUUGGUAAAAUACUGAGGUGGAAUAUUUUCAUAUUGAGUAUCAAUAUUCCAGAUGGAUGGAGCACAGCUGGAUUUUAAUUUUUAACUUGUUCAGUACGGGCCUUAUAAAAAUAAUACAGUUUUGGGAGCACAAGCAAUAUUUAUGAAAUUUAAGAAAAUGGAAAAUAGUGCAUAUAGAAAAUAUUCAGACCCCUUUUUAUUCCCACUUGUUGUUCUGUUCUACACUUAAAGAAGCCAUCCAUGAUUUAUGGCCUCUGGUUGUAAACGUGGCAUUGUGUACUUAUUGGUGUCUAGUCAAAAAAAAGCAUUGCUUUCCUCCGUGGAUAUAAACCAAGAAUUGGAUAUAAACCACAUAUACAGCUAAAAUUGUGAGGUUGAAAAAAAAAUACUUUGUUCACAGAAGUCCUAUUCAGCACCAUUCAUUAAUUAAUUAAUAAUCAAUCUUCACACAAUACUUCAUAAUUAACAUAAAAACUAAAACGUGUGUUUUCUAAAUAUGUGCCAUGUUAUUGAAAAUAUUUCCCCCCCAAUUAUUGAAACUGGCAGGACGGCCUGCUUGGUGCUGUGAAGUGUGGGACCAUUUGUAGUAGACCGUUGUGUAUACAGGUUUGCACCUUUCCAAAUCACGUCCAAUCAACUGAAAUUGCCACAGGUGGAUCUAGAGACAUCUCAAGGAACAUGAAUGUAAAUAGGAUGCAUAUCAUGUCAAAGGGUCUAUAUACUUACGAACUCGUUUCGCUUUGUCAUGUUGGGGUGUUAGUGUGUAGAACUCGUUUUCGCUUUGACAUUUUGGGGAAUUAGUGUGUAGCUGCCCACUCUCGAGUAGAGGCUACAGUGACGCGUGAGGAGUUAGGACUUCGUUACAAACCUUUGUGCGGCUUGCAUGUGCAAGUUUAUGAACAUAAUUACUAACAGAAGGUUGUAAAACGAAGCGUUUGUCUGACUUUAAAAAAAAUCCAGAACCGUUGCAAAAACUACAAACUUGUGCUCGGUCUACUUGAGCUCAGAAAUUGCAAUAAUUGUCCUUUAAUAGCGAAUGAAAGAUUAAUUGUUAUAACUAUAAUAUUGUAGUUAUUUGGUAGCUCAGUAGAUUACUGAGUUACAAAUAAUAGAUCCAAAUUAUGUAAUUACUCACGAAAGGUAAGAUAAUAUGUGGAUGUGGAUUUAGGGAAAAUGCUAAUGACUAGAUAGACCUAAGUGUGUAAAGCGUCUGCACUCCGUGAAAUUGCAUUUGAUGUCUCAGAUCCACGUUCGUAAACAAAAUAAAAUGUGCAGGUAAUUAAUAUACUUUUGUGUUUCAGAAUUGUUCCGUAAGCAAACGCGUAAGCAUGUUGUAUGGUCAGGUACAUAAAUGCAUGUUUCUUGAGGCCACGUCGUAUAUUAUUAGAUAUUUCAGUCACACUCAAACAACCUUUGGAUGACAUUUGAAACACGGACUACAAGGAUAUUAAAAAGGAGGUGGAGGAAAUAGCUCUGAAAGAAGAACUGGAGAACAGGGACGAGAAGGAGGAACUAGAUGCUAACACUGACCCAGAGUCUAUAAAACCUGAUCCUGAUCAGAAGCAUGUCCAGAUGGACAAGGACAGGGACAACCUGGAGAGGGGUAUGAUCAGCAGAGUGGCAGCUGGAAUCGUCAUCUAUCGUCUUGAUCUGCAACGCAACCAGGAGGACUUUGGAUAGGGACAGCAAUCAGUAAUAAUAAGUCCAGAAUCCACAACUUUAUUUGUCAGUGGUGUAUGUUUUUCAGCCUUUUCCAGCGUUUUUCAACAUCUCUUAUAAAUAGCAUCUGACAUGACUGAAAUAAACCAGCAGUUUGAUCUGUUCCACAAUCAUCCUCUUUUGUAUGGAGCCUGCUUGUCUAAAAACUCUAGUUAAAUGCUCUUGUGCCAGCUCUGCUUUAGGUAAAGCAGAAACAAUUAAUAUUACUCUGAUGAAGGGUGUGUAAAGUGUUAAUUACAAUGUAUGUAAUUUCUUAUAGUGAUAAUGUGAUGUUUUGCUCACUGGGUUUUGACAUCUCUCGUACAUUUAAUGGAGCAAUGGUCACCUGUUUGUUGAAAUAUAAUCAAUCAACAUAGACUUUGCAGGUAUGUUAAGAUUAACCCUUGUAGGCUUAGUGAAUCACUGUGUAAGAUUUAACUCUGUACAGAACUCUUUUAGACUAUCUAAAACUUGUUUCCCAGUCCAAGCUAAAAUCUCCACGGAUAAUCACCUCAGAUGAAAGUGGAGUGUCCUCUAUAUAUAGAAUAUGUUACAUGGUUGAUUUUUUAAAAUUAUUUACAUUUGAGAAGGGUUUGUUAAUUUAGCUUCACAUUACUGGUCUGGUCAACUUGAUCAAUUCUCAGAGUUGACUUAAUUUGUUCUACCAUUGCAAACCUUAUUAACCUUGGGUAUCACACUAUGUUUCCUUGUAAUGAGAUGAUGAGAUAAUGAGAUGAAGUCCAUUUUAGACUGUAUAUUGAAUUGUGACUGUCAUUUAAACAGUAUCGCUGUAUUAUGGUACUAUUGUGGUACUGAAAGAGUGGUCUAGAUUGACUUAAAUUGUAUAUUAAAAAUAAAGCUGUCACAGUGA